Rotaria sp. Silwood2 is the source of this 360-nucleotide messenger RNA. The record is from the annotation of a GenBank genome assembly. NCBI's taxonomy places the organism in Eukaryota, Metazoa, Rotifera, Eurotatoria, Philodinida, Philodinidae.
AUGAAAAAAUUACACAUUCGUCAAUUUGGUAUUGGAACAAUAAUGAAAUAUCGACCAUUAAUAUCAUCAGAUUCGAAAUAUAUAUUUACAAUUGGCGAUUCUUGUGUUUAUGUAUGGAUUGUUAAAACAGGAGAAUGUUUAAGAUUAAUUAAUCACAAUUCAAAUUCAACUGAUCAAACAAAUAUUGUUGCUAUUUCAAUCAAUCCAAAUAAUCAACUUCAAUUAUGUGUUGCAGAACAAAACGGUAUUAUCAAUGUGUGGGAUUAUGAAGAUGGAAUUCUUAUUCAUGUACGUUUUUUUAAUAAGAUAUUUAUUAUAAAAAAAAACAAUAGUUUUUCAUAUGACAUUAAGUCAACAUAA